Symbiodinium pilosum is the source of this 408-nucleotide messenger RNA. The record is from the annotation of a GenBank genome assembly. Lineage: Eukaryota; Dinophyceae; Suessiales; Symbiodiniaceae.
AUGUCGCAGUUCUCCAAUGAGAAACGUCACUCGCCGCCCACUUCCACGUGCCAGUGCCGGCCUUGGCGCGGCUCAGAUGCAACGAAAGAGGAUGAGGUGGAGACGGUUUGGAGACCCAUCUUUGAGGGCAUCAAUUUGCUAGCCGUUCUCACGAAUGUUGGCUUGGCAGCGCUCUUCUUCUACCCUGAGCGUCUCUUUUCGGCCGGGGAUCAGCUGACAACCUUCCUGGUGGCGGAACAUAGCAUCCUUCUCCUUCAGGCGGCGGUGAGGCUUCUCAUUCCUUCUAUCCCUGCUGACGUUGCCAGGAUUGACCUCUACAAUCGCCACGUGCUCCACGUGUUGCAUUCCACACAGCUCGGCCUCACAAUGCGCAAAGCGCCAGUUGGGCCACAUCAACUUGGACCCUAA